Microplitis demolitor is the source of this 602-nucleotide messenger RNA. RefSeq names its product intraflagellar transport protein 22 homolog. Lineage: Eukaryota; Metazoa; Arthropoda; Insecta; Hymenoptera; Braconidae. The transcript is spliced from 4 exons. Gene Ontology annotation, molecular function: GTPase activity. Bases 1 to 564 code for a protein of 187 amino acids. The record is from RefSeq and is a predicted model, not a curated record. Gene Ontology annotation, cellular component: endomembrane system. Gene Ontology annotation, biological process: intracellular protein transport.
AUGAAACCUGUUAAAAUAGUUAUUAUUGGUCCUGUUGCGAGCGGGAAAACAAUGAUAGCAAAUUUUCUCGCAGAUGCGACGGGAAUGGCUUAUGAUUAUCGGCCUACACAGGGAGUUAGGAUACUCGAGUUUGAUGUUUUGGAUGUUGAUGUUAAAAAUAAAAAAGUUAAAGUCGAUAUUGAGUUGUGGGAUUGUAGUGGCGAUGACAAAUUUGAAGAUUGUUGGUCUGCGAUAAAAAAAGAUAUACAAGGACUAAUAUUUGUGUAUAAUAAAAAAACAGACGAACAAGUUCAAGAGCUUGAAAAAUUUUACAACUAUUUUGUGCUAAAGUCACAAUUAGAGCCAAAAGACUGCGUUGUUUUUUUCUUUGAAUCUGAUAAACAAGCUGGCGAUGCACCUAAACGUUUAUCUAACGUCUUCGCUAAAAUAUCCCAAGUAAAUUGCAGUUUAGAAGAGAACAGAAAUAAAUUGAAAACAGACUUUCAAACAUUUUUGAGUACUCUGAUGACGAGAAUCCAAGAAAAAGUCGACCAAGAAGAGAAUAAUAUCUUAAAGGACAACUAAGCACUUGAUAAAUGAAAAUAAAUAAACAAUUUUAAAAC